AUCUUCUCUGUAUCUUCUCCUUCCUAAGAACUAUUCAGUAACUAUAUUCACUGGGGAAGCGAAAUUUUGAACCGCCACAUCAAAACUCACCAGAGGUACAAAGAAACCAUUUGCUUUUCUUUCAAGAAAAAUGGGUUAUAAAAGAAAUAAGAACAAGGCGGUGGGAGGAAACAAGAAUCCCGAGAAGACCAUUACCGAAGUAGCUUCAGGUUCAUCUAGAGCAUCGCAAGAUUCAUCUCACAGUUGCAACAAUUCUCGUGCUCGUGACAAAAAGAAGAAGGGGAGCGCAAACCAGAAACCCACUGUAGCUGCAGGCUCGAUGCCGGGAUCGCAAGAUUCAGGCCACAAUCGCAAUGAUGCAGCAGCAGAAGCUCCUACUGAUGAUGCACAUGAUAUCAAAGAAACGAAGAAGCCUCAUCCUGCUGGCGUUCAACUUGGUCAAUCUUCUGUUCAGGAAUCCCCUGUUUUCAAGAAAACAGGAACAAAGGAUUCCCAUCCUGCUGGUCAUGAGCCUCUCCAAUCUGCUUUUUCAAAACCCCCUGAACGGGAGAAAACAGGUGUCUCCAGUAAUUCUGAUUGUCUGGCCGAUGAUAAUGUUCAUAAAGAAACCAAGUCCAUUUCUGCUGAUUGUGUAAUCUGUCAUGAAGUUAGGCUCAUUAAAAACAUGCAGAGAUCCUUUAUGUGCAGACAUUAUUUCUGCAAGGAGUGUAUCAAGAGUUAUGUUAAUGCUGUGGUUAAGGAUGAAACAAAGCAAGUGAUUCCAGCUGAUGUUCGUUGCCCUGAGACAAAGUAUUGUACGGAAAGCUUGCCUGUAAAGAUAGUCCUUGAUAAUCUUGAUAGAGACGUCAAAUAUGUCUGGCUAGCGGUUCAUACUUUCUGGAGUGAAGAAGAUAGAGUUGCUGCUGGUGAAUCUUCUGUUCUGAAAUUCCAUGAUUCAAAGCAAAAAGGUAUAACUCUUUUUGUUCAUCAACUGCAGUACCCUGCUGUCGAAUUUCGGUUUAUGGCGUUAUCAAUCUGUUAUUAAUCUUAGGACAAGCAAUGGUUUAGUUUCAAUGUUUGCAGGAAUCUCCAUUUCUGAUGAUAAUCUUCAGAAGAAAGGACAGAAGACCCUGACAGAAGAAGGGGCAAUGCCAAUUGUGACUAAAUGCUUAAUCUGUUAUUCAGAGAAACCAACUGAAACAUUGCUACGACCUUUUCGGUGCGAACAUUAUUUCUGCAUGCGAUGUCUCAGUGGUUAUAGUGAGCUUAUGGUUACUGGUAUGGGGAAAAGAUAUGAUCCGAAGGCUGUGGGUUGCCCAGUGGAAGGGUGUCCGAAAAACUUGUUUUCCCGAAGAUAUUGAAGAGAACUGUUUUCAUUUUCAUAGUUUCCACGGUGAAGAUGCUAAAUUGGUGAGAAAUGUAUGAAGCCCUCUUAAAAGUGGCGAUCCUAGCUAGCUAAAUAUCUUCUGAUGAGUUGGUUUCGGGGUUGAUUUCCUUUGCAAAGUUCCAGUACCGCUGCAGUUUCAGAAACUUCAAUUCAGGUGUGGAGUUCGUGCAUUCUGAGCCCACAGUAUCACUACUGGUUUGCUGCAGUUUAUUCAUUAAGAGUUUGUGGGAUUUGUUAGUGCAAUUUAUUCAUAGGUGUCAAUGUGCAAUCAGAUUCUUUUAUUUGGUUUCUCAGCAUUCUGGAUAUAUGAUGCUGCAUCGUAAAGAUUUGUGGGGAUACUUUUUUGCUGCUGCUAUGUACUUUGA
This is a messenger RNA of Oldenlandia corymbosa var. corymbosa, 1731 nucleotides long. NCBI's taxonomy places the organism in Eukaryota, Viridiplantae, Streptophyta, Magnoliopsida, Gentianales, Rubiaceae. The record is from the annotation of a GenBank genome assembly.